Aaosphaeria arxii CBS 175.79 is the source of this 3026-nucleotide messenger RNA. RefSeq lists its product as uncharacterized. The record is from RefSeq and is a predicted model, not a curated record. Gene Ontology annotation, molecular function: protein binding. The transcript has 3 exons. The coding region runs from base 207 to 3026 and encodes 939 amino acids. NCBI's taxonomy places the organism in Eukaryota, Fungi, Ascomycota, Dothideomycetes, Pleosporales.
GCGUCGGCGCUUCCACCGCAGGAGGUGCUGUACUAGGCGGUGCGACAACGACUUCACAGAUCUAUAUCUCUCGAGGUGUAGCCAGCACCAAAUCCACGCCUAAUCUUCCUAUUUGCGAUUAUCCUAUAGUGCCACCAGCACCAUCUCUACGCCCUUGCGCUCCGCCUAGACGGCACUCAGAACUGUCAUUUCCGAUCUCUCCUACAAUGCCAUUACUAUCGGAAGAGAGUGCACCAAGCAAUGCAUCCACUUCCCAAAUACCCAGACGACUAGAUGAUCCUAUUCCUAUGCCCACAAGGUCUGGGGAUUUUACAGUAUCCACAAAGUCUCCCAGACGGUCCGACGGAUUGCGCCACGCACUUUUACGACACCCACGUCUAGAUAUUACAAGUCGCGAUCAAUCGCCCCCUAAAGAAAAACCUAAUCGACGAAGAACCACCUCCUCAUCGACCACGUAUUCCAAAAGAAGAGUGGCUUUUAACAAGGUUAUCAACUCGAUUUUCCCUAAUAAUCCACCAUCAACUCCACAUCUCGGCCGGCAAGACUCUCUCGAGAAGUGUACACACCUUGCAAAAUCGUCACCCAGUGACUCUUUACGCAGCUUGGAUGUGGUUUCUCCCGGCACCUUUUUGUUCAGCGGUCCGAGCCUGAAAUCAGCUUGUUCCGAUUCCGUCAGGUCGAACCGUUCGCGUCUUCCAAGCUGGGCAGAGAGCAGCGUUGGCACAAAUUCGCCUGGUCGCAGACAAUCGUCAAUGUCAGGUCCUAACGGGCGUUCAAACGCCAUGAGUGAUUCUAUCAUGGAGCCUCUUGUUGAGCACGGAGUAACCAGGACCAUGUCCGAUGUUCUGCUCACGGACGACGCGCACAAUUGCGAGACUAUGCCUUUCACAUCUGAGUCUAAUAUACAGUAUAGCCUCCAGCAAGCUAAUUCCUCCUUGAAAGCCGUAAUACACGCUAAGUCUCCCUCGCAGCUCUCUAUUUCACACAAGCUACCAAUCGAGAUCCUACACAUGAUAUACAAGUGGCUUCACCCUAGAGAUUUCAACGCUGCCCGACACACUUGCUCAACCUGGAUGAGGGCUAGCCUUGACGCCACACUUUUGUCGAUAAUGCUGAAGCGUAAUGGAUAUCGGAGUGCAAGUGUCGUCGAUCAAUGUCAAAGAAUAGCUCAACUUCAAGGUCUCACUAGUCUGACUGGUGUAGAUUCUGAAUGGACACUAAGCAGAUAUUUGUCAAGAGAAUGUGCGCUUUCUGCGGGCUGGACUGGUAAUGGGCUUAGUAUUGCAUCCCCUUCGAAAGUUUUUGCGAAUAUAUUCGAGACCGACUUUUCUGAUCUAGCAAAUGGAUGGUCAGGUUCGAGUUCACGCAAGACUUCUGCACUUUUGUUUACUACGAGCACUUGCGGGCGUUUCCUGUUGAUCGCGCGGGAAACCUUGCUAUAUGUCUACGAUAUUUGCAGUGGGGUGGGACUGCAACCUCUUACUUGCGUAAUAUGCCCGAGAAGAGUCAUCUCGACAAGUAUGAAUGCGAGUAGUGGCAGAUAUGCCGUAGCCGCUCUUCUCGAAGGCAGAUUGGGUAUGGUAUGUGAGCUCACAGACAAAAAAGAAUUCCACACGGAUGUUAUGCCACAAAAUCGAGAAGAAGCCAAUCCGGUCACUUUCAAUUCGAUUGCUGUCCAAGCGAAUCGAGACGCAAUCGUUGUACAGGACACGGUUGACGAGCAUGCCCGAAGUCAAGAUUGGGUCAAUCACACCUGGAACCUUGUCCUCCGUGGUGUACCUACUACGAAAUCUAGGACUGAAUCCCUGACGAAACGCGCAAGCAAAGGUCUCAUACCAAUUGAGACCGGUGCUUCGACCUUCUACCGACGGUUGUGUUCGCAAGAUGAUCCUCCUCGUAGUGUAGCUAUUUGUCCCCAGCGGCGGUGUGUUGCCUUCGGUUGUUCAUCAGGCAUAGAAUUACACUGGGUAGAUGCUGCGACGGGGCAGAGCCUUACUCGUUGGUUCCCUCUGACUGCCCCUUCGGACUACCUAUAUUUUCUUGCCCCUCGCUACGAUCUCGAGUCAGCGAAGAAACUACGAUUGAUCUCUAGCGCUGCUCAUCCUCUAGAGCGACCUGCGAUAAGUCGCAAAUUCCGCUCCCCUUGUUCAACAUUAAUACCUCUGCAAGAUGCACUGGAAUUUGAGCGGUACAAUCGCCACGACAAUCUCGGAUAUGAUCACUAUCAUGCAGUGCCCCUAAGCGACGGGUACCAUAUUCUCUUCAUUGAUCCUACCAGCGCUGAAUUAUUCAUUGGCUGUAAUGCACCCAUUGGUAGCCCGAUGAAGUUGAUCCGCAAGAUUAGGCUUGCAGCACCAUAUAAGAACAUGAUCCCUCAUGUUUACACAGCUGCAUCUGACUUGACAUGGGGUGCACGCAUCGUCGCCGUAUUCGGGAGUAGUGUUGUAUUCUACACUGUUCCGCCAGAUGGCCAUGAUGACUGGUUGAACUGGUGGACAGGUUCGAGCUCAGGAUCUGGGCAAGCCCAAGUAUCAGAUUGGCCCCUCACGAUCCAGGGAUCGACCAUUGGCACAUUGCGAGGUAUAUGCGAUAUAGCACUUUUUACCUACCCUGAACUCACUGUUUGGGCUUUCUCACUUGAUUCAAAGGCCAAAACUUGGCGAGUACAGAACCCGACGAGAGCAAAAUGCCAGCUACGCAAUUUAGUAUCCGAGGAUGGAUUAGUACACAGUUUCGACAAAAAAUUCGAACCUUCCAGUACCCAUGAGACAUUUUUAGAAGCGCAAUUGGAUACACAUGUAGAUCCCGAAGAUCUCGCUUUUGAGGGUUCGGCUGGAUCCGAUACCAGGACAACUGCAUUUGAAGUCAAGCAUUACCCAAAGGCAUUGAACAUAGAACUAGACAAAGACAUAACGUCUUUGACAGCCACGGACUCUGCAUUGGAUGGAUGGUACGAUGUGGAUGGGAAUGUCGCUAUACUAGACAAUCAAAGGCGCCGCGCCUCUUCUCGACGCUCGGUUUGGUGA